AUGAUGAGGCUCACUGGAGCUUUGUCAAAUUUGACCAGCCUGAGCCUGUCGGGUUGCAGCAAAAUCAGCGACGAAGGGAUCGAAGUGAUUGCGGAGCACAUGAGACGACUCAAAUGCCUCGACUUGUCAUGGUGUCCCAGGCUGACGGACGCGGCCUUGGAAUACAUUGCGUGCGACCUGGGCCAGCUGGAGGAGCUGGCCCUUGACAGGUGCAUACUGGUGACGGAUAUCGGUCUCGGCUACCUCAGCACAAUGGUGACCAUUACUUUUUUGUCUCUGCGAUGGUGUCCUCAAAUAAGGGACUUUGGAAUGCAACAUAUCUGUGGGAUGAGGAAUUUGCGCAUCCUUUUCCUCGCUGCCCCAUUGGAAAGUCAUUGUGGCCCUGACAUUGGGCUAACAGCCGUUUGGUCACUGCCCAACGUCUGA
Notodromas monacha is the source of this 426-nucleotide messenger RNA. Lineage: Eukaryota; Metazoa; Arthropoda; Ostracoda; Podocopida; Cyprididae. The record is from the annotation of a GenBank genome assembly.